Messenger RNA from Cucumis melo (muskmelon), 2217 nucleotides. RefSeq names its product putative glycerol-3-phosphate transporter 5. The transcript has 3 exons. Gene Ontology annotation, cellular component: membrane. Gene Ontology annotation, biological process: phosphate ion homeostasis; transmembrane transport. The record is from RefSeq and is a predicted model, not a curated record. Gene Ontology annotation, molecular function: transmembrane transporter activity. NCBI's taxonomy places the organism in Eukaryota, Viridiplantae, Streptophyta, Magnoliopsida, Cucurbitales, Cucurbitaceae. Bases 418 to 2004 code for a protein of 528 amino acids.
UACAUUUCGAAAGUCCAAACUCCGUAACGGUUAAGUCACCGACGAUGACGAGGAAAUCCGAUCCGAAACCUAAAGAUUGGACUUUUCUCGUCGUCGGAACCCUAGCUCCGACCUUCUAAUUGAAAUCUUAAAUCCGAAGCAAUCGAUUUGGUCAAAAUCUUAAUCCGCCAGUGUCUUAAUUCAUUACCUCCUUCUCUUUCCCGGAAAUUUCAGUGUCUGAUUCAGGGUUCUAUUUCUUUCCUUCUUGAAUCUUUUAUUGAGUCAAUCUUCUGAAUCAGACAUUGUUGCAUAGGUUUUGCAGCAACUGUACAACGAUCUUGAUUGAUUUGCGUUCGUCUUCUUUAAUCUUGAGACUGUUCUAAGGUUUUCGCUAGUUGUUCUGUGUUUUACUGUGAUUAUCUCCCCGGAUCGGUUACGAUGCUAUCCAAUCGCUCCGUUGCUCCAGCGAUUGAUUUGAUACCAAACCUUAAACCUCCCUACAGAAGUUUAGAUUUUCACAGAAUCUUAGUUCUGACCAUCACUUUCUUUGCAUAUGCGUCCUUCCACGCCUCAAGAAAACCUCCUAGCAUUGUCAAGAGUGUGCUUGGACCAACAAUCCCAGUUAACUCAUCAACCAUUGUGCUGAAUUCGACUUCAAUUGAAUCGGAUUUGACUUCCAAUGGAACUGGGUGGGCUCCUUUUAAUGGCCCUGAUGGCACCCAGUUGCUUGGGGAGCUUGAUCUUGCAUUUCUUUCUGCAUAUUCCAUUGGAAUGUAUUUUGCAGGACACAUUGGUGAUCGUAUUGAUUUGAGGUUGUUUCUUGUUUUUGGGAUGAUGGGUAGCGGCAUUUGUACAAUACUAUUCGGGUUAGGAUAUUGGUUAAAUCUUCAUGUCUUGUGGUUUUUUUUUAGUGUUCAGGUUGUGUGUGGUUUAGUUCAGUCAAUUGGAUGGCCAUGUGUGGUGGCAAUUGUAGGAAAUUGGUUUGGUAGAGCUAGGAGGGGACUGAUAAUGGGGAUCUGGAAUUCACAUACUUCGGUUGGAAACAUUGUCGGGUCGGUUAUAGCUUCCGGGAUCUUGGAACUUGGAUGGGGUUGGUCGUUUGUGGUACCUGGAGCUUUAGUGAUUCUGGUCGGCAUUUUGGUGUUUCUGUUUCUUGUUGUAAGUCCAUUUGACAUUGGCUUUGGAAACUCUGGUAGUGAGAUUCAAUUGAACGCUGAGGUGAGUCCAGUAGAAAAAUUGGAGAUUACAGAUUCUGAGGAGGCAGUAUUGCUUGAUGAUGGACAUUCAGAUUCUACGGCUGCAAUUGGUUCUGAUUCUAUGGCUGCAAUUGGUUCUGAUUCUAUGGCUGCAAUUGGUUUCGUAGAGGCAUGCAAGUUACCCGGCGUUGCACCAUUUGCCGUUUGUCUUUUCUUUUCAAAGCUGGUCGCUUACACCUUUCUCUACUGGUUGCCAUUUUACAUCAGGCACACAGCUGUUGCUGGUGUGCAUUUAUCUCAUAAAACAGCCGGCAUCCUCUCAACGAUUUUCGACAUCGGAGGUGUCUGUGGUGGAAUAUUAGCAGGAUAUAUGUCCGAUUUGAUUGAUGCCCGUGCAGUUACUUCAAUAACGUUCCUAGUACUUUCAGUUCCUGCUCUAGUUCUAUACCGUGCCUUUGGGGGUAUUUCCACAAUCACCAACGCCUGUUUGAUGUUUCUUUCCGGAUUACUUGUCAAUGGCCCAUACUCGCUCAUUGCUACAGCGGUUGCUGCUGAUCUCGGUACUCAGAGUUCAAUUGGAGGGAAUUCACGUGCUUUAGCAACUGUAACCGCAAUCAUUGAUGGGACUGGCUCUGUUGGGGCAGCUCUUGGCCCUCUAAUGGCAGGAUAUCUUUCCAGAUUUGGAUGGAACCUUGUGUUUUUUGUGCUGAUUCUUUCCAUAUUCUUUGCUGCUCUCUGCUUGGUUCGCUUAGCAAGAACUGAAAUCAAAGAAAAGUUGGACGAAGGACGAUGGUUUUCUAAUACGCAGACCUCACCAACAGUAGUCUAAGAGAUCUUAAGAAAUUUUGAAAUAUGUUGAACAGUUAGAGUAGGAGAUUUCUGAUAGAAAAAAAAAUACAUUUGAGGAAAUUUUUGACAGUAUUUGUACAUCAUUGUAUCCGAUUCUUUUGUAUUCCUUAGAAAGAUUCAUGUACCAUACACAGUUAUUGAGUGUAGAAUACAAAAAAUAAUAAAAAUCUGCUGAUGCUUGGUUAUAGAAUCA